Cannabis sativa is the source of this 1164-nucleotide messenger RNA. Its product is annotated as plastid-lipid-associated protein 6, chloroplastic. The coding region runs from base 83 to 925 and encodes 280 amino acids. The transcript has 4 exons. The record is from RefSeq and is a predicted model, not a curated record. Lineage: Eukaryota; Viridiplantae; Streptophyta; Magnoliopsida; Rosales; Cannabaceae.
AAUUGGAGGAGACCAUUGACCACAGCACAACAAACACACUACCAUCCAUCCAAAAUCUUCUCCAUUCUUCCUCACACCAUCCAUGGCUGCAGCAUCUUCUCUUCCCCACUACUCUCUCGCUCUUUACCCUUCUCUGUCUCACUCUUCUCUUGUUCCAACCACACCUCGCUUCCCUAUACGAAGUCGUUUCUUGGGUCAUGGACAUCGCAGGAGAACCCUUUCUUUGAAGUCAUCAUCAGCUGGGGAUGGUGUCUCUGCAGUGGUAGAGCCUCCACCACCGCCCCCACCUCCACCAGAGCCUAAAAAUGAGCUCAUACCCAACUUAAAACUCAAGUUAUUGAGUGGUGUGAGUGGAGUAAAUAGAGGGCUUGCAGCAAGUGAGGAUGAUCUUGGUAAGGCAGAAGAGGCUGCAAGAGAGCUUGAAGCAGCUGGAGGAACAGUAGAUUUGUCUAAAGAUAUUGAUAAAUUGCAAGGAAGAUGGAAACUCAUAUACAGCAGUGCCUUUUCAUCUAAGACUCUUGGUGGGAGUCGUCCUGGUCCUCCCACUGGAAGAUUACUCCCAAUAACUCUUGGCCAGGUAUUUCAGCGUAUAGAUAUCUUUAGCAGGGACUUUGAUAACAUAGUAGAGCUUGAAUUAGGUGCCCCUUGGCCUUUGCCACCUAUUGAAGUUACUGCCACAUUAGCACAUAAAUUUGAACUCAUAGGAUCUUCAAAGAUACAAAUUACAUUUGAGAAAACAACAGUAAAAGCAAGAGGGAAUCUGUCUCAACUUCCACCAUUGGAGUUACCAAGGAUUCCAGAUGUAUUAAGGGGUCAGUCUAAUUCUAGUCCAGGGAGUGGUGAAUUUGAAGUUACUUAUAUGGAUGAUAAUAUGAGAGUUACUAGAGGAGACAGAGGGGAACUAAGGGUGUUUGUGGUAUCUUAAUCUUCAUUAAUUACUACUUUUACAUUUAUAUAUCUCAUCAUUUCAUUCUUUUUUAUGAUCCCUUUCUUAUUAUGGUUGAUUAUUCACAACCAUGAAAAUGGAAAUGGACAGAAUUAAACUGUGUUCAAAUUAUACAUAUAUAAUGAUGAGCAAAGUCUUGUACUUGUAUACUUGUAAAUUUAAACGUUUUUGAAAUAUAUUGACAAAUUCAAUAAUGCAAUUAUUAUUAUUAUCAUCAA